AUGGGCGAUUGGAACCUGUUGGGCAGCAUCCUAGAGGAGGUCCACAUUCAUUCCACCAUUGUGGGCAAGAUCUGGCUCACCAUCCUCUUCAUCUUCCGCAUGCUGGUCCUGGGGGUGGCCGCCGAGGACGUGUGGGAAGAUGAGCAGGCCGAGUUCAUCUGCAACACCGACCAGCCAGGCUGCAAGGCGGUGUGCUAUGACCGUGCCUUUCCUAUUUCCCUCAUCCGCUUUUGGGUCCUGCAGAUCAUUUUCGUGUCCGCGCCCUCACUGGUCUACAUGGGCCAUGCCCUCUACCGCAUCCGCACCUUGGAGAAGGAGCGCCACCGCCGACGGGCACAGCUGAGGGAGGUGCUGGAUGAGACGGAGGCAGCGCUUGAGGAGCACAAGCGCAUGGAGAGGGAGCUGAAGAAGCUGGAGGAGCAGAGGAAGGUGAAGAAGGCCCCCCUGAGGGGUUCCUUGCUGAGGACCUACAUCAUGCAUAUCCUAACACGCUCAAUGGUGGAGAUGUGCUUCAUCCUGGGCCAGUAUAUCCUCUAUGGGGUCCGAAUAGAUCCACUCUUUAAGUGUGAGAGGCUCCCUUGUCCUAACAGCGUGGACUGUUAUGUCUCCAGGCCCACAGAGAAGACCAUCUUCAUGGUCUUCAUGAUCAUCAUUGCCGGUGUUUCACUUUUUCUCAACAUCUUGGAAAUAUCCCACCUGGGUGUUAAGAAAAUCAAACAGACAUUAUAUGGGGGAAAGUACUUAGAUGAAGACAGUUUGACUUACAAACCCAAGAAGAAGCCAACUUUACAGCACCUUUGUGUCAUGAGACACCUAUCGCCUCACAAUGGGCCUUUGACUCAAACCAUCUUCAAGGUGAUCCCAGACGCAGAAACCAAGCCUCCUCAUCUUAAAGCCAACCAGGAGGUACCAAGGGACAACAGCUUGGCUCUUCUGGGAAACUAUCAGCCCAACUGCACCAAUUCCCAGACAAGGAUCCCCCUGCAAACAUCCAGAUCUGCCUUGGGUUCUGCUUUUCCCAGGACAGAAGGAUAUCCAAGGACCCAGGUACAACAUGAGAAUCUGCAUCAGAACGAGCGCCUUCAUACCAGCUACACUGAGACUCUGGUAUCAAGUAGUACAAUGAUUCAUAGGCCCAGUUUUGCCCUGAGGGAAAUGGAGGACUAUGACAGAAGGGACUCACAGGGAACCAACCUACUGCUUUCCAACCCCAGAAGGACCAGCUUCAUGGCCAGGCCGCCAUCUGAAACCAUGUCCACCAUCAGUGGCUCCAGCAACCAAUCCAUACAUACAUCAGAGGAGUCUGAUGAGCUGGGUUCACUGCAAGGAGAUAUGCCCAUGAUGCCGCCUGCCGGAGGUCGAAGGAUGUCAAUGAGUGUGUUCCUGGAUAUCUCCUCUAUCAUGAAAAAGUGA
Molecule: messenger RNA, 1413 nt
Organism: Lampris incognitus (smalleye Pacific opah)
Lineage: Eukaryota; Metazoa; Chordata; Actinopteri; Lampriformes; Lampridae
Gene: gja10a
Product: gap junction protein alpha 10 a
Exons: 3
Coding region: 1-1413 (470 amino acids)
Biological process (GO): cell communication
Cellular component (GO): connexin complex
Source: RefSeq, a predicted model, not a curated record